ACACUUACACCGAAAAAAAAAUAAUAAAAAAACGAUCAACUACAGCUCCUCAAAAACCGACAAGAAAUAUCAAUAAAAAAUUACAAAAACAACGUCAAGUAUUUAUUUAUCAUUUGCAAAAAGCAUUAAUCAAGUCUAGUGAUGUAGAAUAUAAAAAGUUUUUUGCAGUGUUGUGUUUUUUUUUUGUAUAUUUUUUUAAUGUUUUAUUACACAUAAAGACAGCAUAACCUUCAACAAUGUUUUGAUAUUUUAUGUGUGUGUGUGUGUUUUGUUUUUAUUGUAGAAAAAAAUAUUUCAACAAAAAAAAAAUACAUUUAUAACUUUAGUAUUGAUUAUAAACAUUGACAUUGUUGAAUAGUAUUUCGAUUGAAUUAAUUAAAUUUGUGCUUGGCAAGAUGACUGAUUAUAUAUCAGCUGAGUUGGCAGCAACAUGUGAUGCUUUGGGAUUUUAUGAUGGUGUAAAAUAUCAUUUGGAUGCUGAUGCACUCAAUGUUAUAAAAGAUUUGAUAAAAUAUUUGAAAAGAGAUGAUGAUACUCAUACAGUACGUCGGUAUUUGGGACAAACAAAAUUAUUGGAAAAUGAUUUAUUACAAAUAGCAAUUCAUCAUAGUAAUAAUGAAGAACUUUGGGAUGUAUUAUUGAGAUUAAUGAUAAAUUUAACAAGUCCAGCUUUGAUGGUUUACAAUGAAGAAAUACCAAAAGAAAAAACAAAUAGAAAUUUGUAUUUACAAUUAGUUGGUUAUUUACAAUCAUACAAAACAUCAUUGACUGAUGAUCGUCUUUGGAAAGUUGCCAGUAGUCGUUUGAGUAAAAUAUUAGAAAUGGAACCAGGUGAAAGAGGAGAAGAAAAUAGUUUAAUUAUUGAACGUAUAUUGACAUUGAUUAGAAAUAUUCUUCAAGUUCCACCAGACGAUAAUGAAAAACGUGCAAAUACUGAGGCCACUGUUCAUGAUGAGGUAUUGUUUGCACUUCAUACAUCAAGGAUUGUUGAUUUACUUUUAUUUAUUAGUAGUAAUAGCAGUGAGCAGCAAUAUCAUAUGCAAAUAUUGGAGAUUAUUGCACUUAUGCUACGUCAACAAAAUGCCAUGAAAUUAGCAACAACUGGAAUUGAACGUACAGUUGCUGAAAAAAAACGUGAAGAAGAAGAAUUAUUGUUAAUACGUCGAAAAGAAAUAACUGAAAAAAUUGAGAAAAUUAAAAAAUACAGUGGUUCAAGGCAUUCAAGAUUUGGUGGUACAUUUGUGGUGGAAAAUAUGAAAGCCAUUGGGGACAACCAGAUGAUUUGUCAUAAACCAUUUCAAAAAGUUGAGGCUCUUGAAUUAGCACGAGACAAGCCAAAAUUAAAAGUAGCUAAAAACCGUAGAUUUGUUGAAGCAAGACUUGAAGAACGCAUAUCAGCAUUGAGCGUUCGUCUAUUUUUAAAAGAAUUUUGUGUGGAAUUUUUGAAUGCUUCAUACAAUGCUGUUAUGAAAUAUGCAAAACAUUGUAUCGUUGGUAGUAAUCAAGCAGCUUCAUUAGAUGUCAGUUAUUUUUUUUGGACUCUACGUUUCUUUAUGGAAUUUAAUCGUCAUCAUAAAUUUCAAGUUAAAUAUAUCUGUGAGACUAUGGGAACUGAAAUAUUUCACUUGACACAGAGACAAAUGGAACAAUAUUACGAAUUACUUAUUACUGAUAAAAAAAAAGGUAUUUUUUGGGCAAAAAGAUUGCAUAUUGCACUCAAAGCAUAUCAGGAACUUUUGCUUACUUUAAUUACCAUGGAUAAAGAUAUUGAUGCUGGUGUUAGAGAAUCCAGUAAGGUCAUUAAAAGCAAUAUAUUUUAUAUACCAGAAUAUCGGGAAACGAUACUCACACAAUUUCUAUCCUACGAUGGAGUUAAAAUGUCACGGGAUUACUUGGAGGACUUGGCAUGUACGGCUCACAUUUUCUUGAAGAUGCUUGAACAGUUUAACAAAGCUGGACGUGCACUAAUUGUAAGAAAAACUAAACAAAAAAGACGUAAAAAAAAUAAUAAAAAUAAGAAAAAAACAACUGAAGAAAAUCCAAAAGUAAUAAAAAGUCUUGAAGAAAAAUGGGAUGAUAUUGGUCCAGAAUUAUCAGCAGUUAUGCAAGACGCAGUUAUACCAGAUGUCAUACCAUUUGAUGCAACUCUAGACUCUCCAAUUGAAGAACAAAAGAGUACUGCAAUGAAGAAAAUUCAGAAAUUUUUGAGGAAAAAAGAAUUCGAUCAAGCAGUUGGUCUUCUUCGUAGUGCAAGAGAAGUUUGGCCAGAAAAUGAUUGCUUUGGAAAAGCAGAUAUUUUAGUUGAGGAAGAAUUUCUUGCACUGCGUGAAAUAUUCUUGGCUGAUCUUGGGGUUGUUGAGGAAGUUGAAGCUGACAAAACGGAAGAGGAAAAUGUCGAGACCUUUUUGAACAAUGAAAAUGAUGAAAGAGAUGAUGGUGAUGAUGAAGAAGAUGAAGAAAAUGAUGAUGAACCACAAUAUCAUGAAACAGAAUUUAACUAUGAUGAAUUUCUACGAAGAUUUGUCAAUGUUAAAAUCGUCAAAGGAAUGGCAAUUCUUCUGAGUAAUUUUGAUAAUAAUUCAGCUGAACUUAAUCAUAUUAUUGUUAAAAUGUUACACAGAAUUGCAUGGGAUUGUAAAAUGCCAUCAAUGAUAUUUCAAGCAACAAUAUUUCGUUCAUUUCAACGUAUUUUUGAAUCGAAAAAACCAGAACACAAAGAGUUGAAAAAGUUUGCUGUCUUUAUAAUACGCCAGUUUGCGGAAGUAGCUGAAAAAAACCAAAAAGCGUACAUGGAAUUACUCUUCUGGAAGAAUACAUCUCAGGCAGUUGAGAUGGUUGAGGGCUAUGACAUUCAAGUUGAAAAUAAAAAACUUAAACGCACCGGCUGGACGGAAACUGAAGAAGAUGAGUUACGUACUUUGUUCAUGGAACAUCAAACUAAUAAGCAUUCUCAAGAUGUUGUUGAUUGGAUACUUGAAAACAUGAUAAGAGAAGAUCGUACUCGUCGUAGUGUUGUUAAAAAACUCAAAGAACUUUAUCUCAUAACAAAUACCAAGAAAUCAACGAGAAUUCAUUUACCAGAAGAAUGGUCAGAAGAGGAAAUAACCCAGCUCACAGAAUUGUGGGAAAUUCAUAGAAAUGAUAUCGAUGUAGUUGAAUCUAUAAGCAAUGGUUUGACAAUAAAAAGAAAAAAAAAUAAAAUAAAAGAAAAGCUUUUGGAACUUGGAUUGGCUAAAGACAAAAAAGAACUUCAUAAAAAAAGAAAGAAGAAAAGCGAUGGAUCACAAAAAGCUUCAUUGGAAACUCAAUCAUCAAGUGAAAGGUCAGAUAGCAGUGACAACUCUGAUAGUGAAACUUCUGAUACAGCAUCAAAAAGCAAUUCAUUAAAAAUAAUUAAAAAUAAUAAUAAAAAAUCAUUUAAAAAUAAUAAACAACCUGCUAUUGUUUAUUCUGAUGGACAAUUGUCAGUAUUAAUAAAACAAGUUAUAAGAGAAGGAAAAGAAAUGAAUAAAGUACUUGAAUGGUUGAGAGAAUCUCUUCAAGAUGCACUUGAUGAUAGAGAUGAAGAAAGUAAUGAUGGUAUAUCAUUGGUACCAUUGACUGAUGAUUCAUCAUUUGCAAUGGAGACACCAAGUUUUCGUAAAUUAUUACGUGCAUUUGGAAUUGAACCACCAGCUAAUGAACAAGAAAUUCAUUGGCGUAUACCAGCAACUAUGUUACCAUCAACAAUAAGAAAACGUUGUGAACUUAUUACAAAUUCACUUGCUGGAAAUUUCAUUGAAGAAGAAAAUACAGAAGUUCCUGAGAUUAGAAGUGAUAAUGAUGACAAUGAUAAUGAUGACAGUGAUUCAAGCGAUGAUAAUCAUCAAUCUGAUUUGGAUAAUAUUAAAAAAUUAUUCAACAAUAAUUCAAACAAAAAAAAAUUCAACUCAGUGGAAAGUCGUCAAAUAGCUGAAGGCGAUGACUCAAGCAGUGAUGAAGAUACUUUGCCAACAAAAACAAUGAUGAAGAAAAGUGUUGAGAACAAGUUGACCCCCAAGAUGAAAAAUAGUGACAAUAGUCAAGAUAAUAAUAAAAAUGAAAAAUUAAAAUUGAACAAGAGUCGUCUUAAAGUAAUGCAAGAUUCUUCAGACUCAGACUCUGAAAUGAAAAUUGAUAAUAACGAUGAUGAAAAUAGCAUUGCUGAAACAAAAAGAAAUCGUUCAGACAAUUCUGACAAUGAAACUCCAAUAAGUAAAAAACGUCGAGUAAUUCAAAUUAACAGCGAUGAUGAUACUGAUGAUGACAAAGACAAUGAUGCUGAUAAAAAUGAAGAAAAAAAUAAUGAAACACCAGAAAAAAAUAUCACAAAACAAUCACGUAGAAUCAUCAGUGAUGAUGAAGAUGAUUAA
Molecule: messenger RNA, 4391 nt
Organism: Aphidius gifuensis
Lineage: Eukaryota; Metazoa; Arthropoda; Insecta; Hymenoptera; Braconidae
Gene: timeout
Product: protein timeless homolog
Exons: 24
Coding region: 396-4391 (1331 amino acids)
Biological process (GO): replication fork arrest; DNA replication checkpoint signaling; DNA repair
Cellular component (GO): replication fork protection complex
Molecular function (GO): DNA binding
Source: RefSeq, a predicted model, not a curated record